Messenger RNA from Colletotrichum abscissum, 786 nucleotides. RefSeq lists its product as uncharacterized. The record is from RefSeq and is a predicted model, not a curated record. The transcript is spliced from 2 exons. The coding region runs from base 1 to 786 and encodes 261 amino acids. NCBI's taxonomy places the organism in Eukaryota, Fungi, Ascomycota, Sordariomycetes, Glomerellales, Glomerellaceae.
AUGUUAGGCGACAAAAGCGAGAAAGCGACUCCUGUAUACUCAGGGCGUGAUCCUGUAGCCGACGUUCCUCCUUCCUACUCUGAAGGAGUCCCGACUUCAAGUGAUGGCCUCAUCCCCGCCGGGACCCUCCUCCUCGCCGGAACAACCAUUUUCAACACCGCCUCAGCGUCAUCACCGCCAUUAUACGAACUCACUUACCCCAUCGGACACCUGCGGGAGUCCAAUACAUCAGUUUCGUUCUACCGCUAUGAGAACAGUGUACGGGACUCUCCUGGGGCAUCCGGUCCUCAGGUAGCAUCACGAAAGAAGCAUAUCUUCGACCUAAAGCGAGACCCUACAGUUACUGAGCCCCCCUUCCCAUACCACUUGAACUCGGUCUCUCGCGGAAAUGUUGGACAUGUGGGCAUCAGGACACACCGACGCUUAGGUGGAUCGGGUUACCGCGCCUGGAGGGCGACGAGAGCGAGAGAAGGGGCGGAUCUAGAAGGCAAGGAGAUGCUCUUCAACAUCAAGACGCGGGGCAGCGGACGGCAAGAAUGGCGCGAUGGGAGCGACAAGACGGUUCUGGCGCAUGAGACGAGCGAGGAGGGGAUCCACAAGCUACAGAUCGUCGUCCCAUUAACCCAAGAUAUUAGAGACGGGUUGGUCGCGACGUGGUGUUUACGACUUUGGUGGGAGAUUGCCCUGUCCAAGGUCGAGCCUUUCAGCUGGAGCGAAGUCAAGAAUGUGUUGCAGUACAACUCGAAGAAUCUCCCUUCCGGGGCGCGCUUGGGUCUUCUCCCUUAG